GCAUGUGUCAACCUCUUGCGUUCUACGUUGACUCGCUGUACUGGGCCACGAAGGGACUAGCUACCGACGAUGAGAAACUCAUUCGCAUCGUCGUAGGCAGAUCAGAGAUCGACCUGGCUUCCAUCAAGAAAAUGUUCAAAGAGAAAUACACCACAACCACCCUGGCCGCCAUGGUCGAAGACGAUACCAGUGGAGACUACAAGAAUGUUCUCAUUGGUAUCAUCAACGCAGAUGCUGCACCUACCCCAGCCCCCACCACCACCUAAAGACCGGCUGGAGUCAUUCCAUUCACCAAGUUAACACAGUAUUAUAGCUGUACCGUAUUAUAAAGAAGAAGAAC
Molecule: messenger RNA, 340 nt
Organism: Strongylocentrotus purpuratus (purple sea urchin)
Lineage: Eukaryota; Metazoa; Echinodermata; Echinoidea; Camarodonta; Strongylocentrotidae
Product: annexin A5-like
Exons: 2
Coding region: 3-266 (87 amino acids)
Cellular component (GO): cytoplasm
Molecular function (GO): calcium ion binding; calcium-dependent phospholipid binding
Source: RefSeq, a predicted model, not a curated record